AUGAUCGAGGGAUACACGGUAGAAGUGAAACUUAACAGUGCACUCGCGUUUAACCAGUGUACAACUGGCAAUAUGAGGCGCAUCACUAGAAAUAAUGUCCGCCCCGUCAUCAAACCGGAGGAUAAUGAUUUUGAAGUGAUAUGUGUGAUAGAGUUUUCAUCCAAAACACCUGAUUCCACUCGUGAAUGGCUUUUGUCGCAUAUACAGUCGCCAAGAUCUAUGCAUGGCGCUGAGCUUCUCGUCAAGAUCAUGUUAGAUAAAGAUGAUAAAGAAGGAAUUCUCUUUAUUGGUGCUUCGCCCGACAGACUGCUGGAAGGAGCUGAAAUCAUUGGGUUGAAAAAAAAGUGUCAUGAUGGCUUACUUAGGGAGUUUAAUUUGAAAAAUUCCGAACAGUUUGUGAAUAUAGAUGAUAAGUUUUUAUCCAGUGCUGAGGUACAAUAUGUUAUUCGGAAUGCUCUUGAGAAGAUUCACUCCAGUACCACUUUGUCACUGCCUGGCCUUCCAGACAUCAAAGUGUGCGAAGGUGAAGCAAUUAAUGAUAUUGCUCACUACUUUGGUGACUCAAUCGCUCUGUACUUUGCUUUUCUCGGAUACUACACCAUGAGUCUGAUAGUGCCGGCCUUAUUUGGGCUUUUCUAUUAUGUGUAUCAUAGCUUCCUUGAUAAAAAAGAGACAAAUUUUACCGCAUUCGCAAUUUUCAAUCUUGUUUGGUCCACGCUAUUUUUGGAGGCAUGGAAGCGAAAGUGUGCUGCAAUAACGUAUCACUGGGGCACGUAUGGCAUGGUGAAGUUUGAAGAGCCACGCCCUAAUUUUGUGGGUACAGUUGGGAGGAACCGGAUCACAAAUAGAGUUGAGUUGACAUAUCCGAAAUGGAAACGGUCCCUGAAGAAGUAUUUGGUAUCACUACCGGUGAUACUGAUGUUUCUGUUCAUUGCAAUUGUUGUGAUGCUCGGGUAUUUUUGGUUUGAAAAAUGGAUACAGGAGAAAAUGGACGUGGAAAGUUACACAGGUCAGCUGAUGCAGUUUGUUCCGAGUAGUUUGUAUGCUGUGAUUAUUGUCAUAAUGAAUGCUAUUUAUAGAAUUGUUGCAACGCUGCUCAAUAAUUGGGAAAACCAUCGACUGCAGUCUGCCCAUGAAAACAACCUGAUUAUGAAAUUAGUCGUAUUUGAUUUUGUGAAUUGCUUCCUGUCACUCUUCUACAUCGCUUUCUACCUAAGAGACAUGGACAGGCUGAGAAAGCAUCUGGCUGCAUUACUGGUGACCCAGCAAAUCGUUGGUCAAAUAUUAGAAGCCUUUUUACCAUACCUGAUGUGGACUAAAGGCCGUAUUUACCAAUCAAAGAAAAAAGACAUGACCAAACAAGAGGAGAUUGAAAAACAGAGUGACAUGUAUGUGUACGAGGGAACUUUCGAUGACUACCUAGAGCUCUUUCUCCAGUUUGGAUAUGUGUUUUUGUUUUCGUCAGUCUACCCAUUAGCCGCCUUGUGGGCGUUACUUAAUAACAUUGUAGAACUACGUACCGAUGCAUUUAAGUUGUGUACAGUCUUUCAGAGGCCAUUCGCUCAUCGUACUACGGGUAUCGGCGCGUGGCAGGAGACAACCAGCAUAUUCGUAAUGUGGUGCUUUGUUAAACGUCAAGACGCCGUCGUUGAAGAUAUUGUUGUUGCACCCAGAGCUCUCGGAGAAAAAUGCCUUGACACGAUUUGUCAGAGACUUGGAAUAGUUGAGAAAGAAUACUUUGGUUUGCGGUAUACCGGUAAAAAGGGAGACAUACUGUGGCUCAAUCUACGGAAUCCACUGCGAGAUCAGCUUCCAAAUUUGCCGCCAUAUCGAAUGCAAUUUCUGGUCAAAUACUUUGUUAACCCAGAACACAUUAUACAGGAAGAAACGAGAUAUCAAUAUUAUCUACAACUGAAAUCACAGUUGAUGGAAGGUCGGUUUACCCAAAUAAAUCGUCAUCAGGUCAUUAUACUGACGUCAUUACUUGCACAAAUCGAGUUUGGAGACCACGUCGAGGGACAUACAAGGUAUCCGACUUAUAUCCCAAACUGGGAGAAUAUCGACAGGGCAGUUGUUUCACAGCAUGCCAGGCUUAAAGGUCUGGAUGAAAGCACUGCUCGGCGUAAUUUUCUAGUUGAAAUGUCUAAAUUAUCAGAGUACGGCAUGGAGAUCCACUCGGCAUGGGCGUUUAACAGAGACAAAGACCCAGUAGAAAUAUGUAUCAAGGAAGAUUGUGUGAAAAUAAUGGGAAGUAAUGGAACGACAGUUUUACAAAAUUAUUCUUUCAACAACAUACGACGGGUAACCUGUCAGAACAAACAUCUCGUGUUGGAAGUGUGCAGAGAUAGCGUUGCCAAGACAACAGAAAAACGACGUUAUCAGAUGCGGAGUAAAGUGGCUGCCAUGGCAGCAUAUCGCUGUUUCAUAGAGUAUUUCACUUUUUACCGACGAACCUCUGUGGAAGAAUGGAUAUUGAAGUCAGGAUCCAAAGACAGAGUAUUCUCCAGUAUUCUAUCUCGACUGCGUCAAGACAGCGUAAUUUAUAACUUUGACGUCACUCUUACCCAGCAUGAGGUCAUUGAUAAGGUCAAACGUCAGCUAGAACAGCGUCGUGAUGAUGUCGUAUUGACUCCCGUGGGGACACAGGAACAGAGUGACAUCCGCAGGUACGAGCGACGAACAGAGCGUAUGAGUGUUAAGGCUGGAUUUCAUGAACCUACUCGUCGACAAUUACGUCACCAACGGUGUCGUCAAAGAAAUCAUCGAAGAGAGGCCGAGAGAAGGGUUAUGCUACAAAACAACAACGCCGUUGAUGAUGAACAAGCACGUAAUUUGGGAACAUACCGCAGAGGGCGCAGUUUAUCAGAAGGGAAUCUCUUGCAAGCCGUCGACUCGGAAAAUGACGAAAACUCAAAUCUACGGCAGGAAUUUAGCCAGGGUGACCGCGUACGGCGCUGUACAUCAACGGCAGAUUUGCUGGAUCAUAUUGACGACGAACUUUUGAGUUACACGCCGGCGAUUGACACGAGACACCGAUCGCAAAGUUCAGUGUUGAGGCGAGAACUCCGUAACAUACACGAGUCAUUGGUGUGUAAAAUAUGUAUGGAUGAAAAAAUGAACACAACGUUUUGUCCGUGUGGUCACAUGGUGUGCUGCAGUACAAGCGAAGAACAGAACGUAUGGGUGCUAGGGCUACUCGUCGACAAUUACGUCAGCAACGAUAACGUCGAAGAAGCCAUCGAAACCGAGAGAAUAGUUGUGCUACAAAACAACAACGCCGUUGAUGAUGAACAAGCACGUAGUUUGGGAACAUACCACAGAGGGCGCAGUUUAUCAGAAGAGAAUCUCUUGCAAGUCUGA
This is a messenger RNA of Saccoglossus kowalevskii, 3360 nucleotides long. RefSeq names its product anoctamin-10-like. Gene Ontology annotation, biological process: chloride transmembrane transport. NCBI's taxonomy places the organism in Eukaryota, Metazoa, Hemichordata, Enteropneusta, Harrimaniidae. Gene Ontology annotation, cellular component: plasma membrane. The record is from RefSeq and is a predicted model, not a curated record. Gene Ontology annotation, molecular function: chloride channel activity.